AUGGUCUUAUAUGAGGAGCAACUUAAGGAGGCGGCGAUGGAUAUGGAAGAGACGCUACCAGGGGAAAAGGGGCUGGUCAAAUCCAAAUCCAAGAGCUCCAAGUCAACAAAUGGUAAAAAAGGACAGGCCGUUAAUCUAAACAAAUCAGGCAUAUACUUCAGCAAGUGUUGCCCGAUGAGUCUAAGAAAUAAUAUGGCAGCAGUGUUGAGGGUCCUCGAAAUAGACAAAACAGGGAAGUACGUAGGUAUUCCUUCGGAUUGGGGAGGCUCUAAGAAAGAUAUUUUUGCCUGGAUUUUGGCUCGAGUGAACAAGAAGUUAGAAAGUUGGAAGGAAAAUUUACUGUCCAAAGCAGGGAAAGAGAUAUUAAUUAAAUCUGUGGUGCAGGCUAUCCCACAAUACGCCAUGUCUAUUUUCAAGAUCCCGGUGUCUAUAUGCAAAGCAAUUGAGAAGAAGAUUGCAAAUAUUUGGUGGAAGAAUGGGAAGAAAUCUGCUAGGAUUCAUUGGACGAAAUGGGAGACUUUGAAACUCAGAAAAGAUGAACGAGGCCUUGGCUUUAAAGAUUUACUAGCUUUCAAUGAGGCUAUGCUAGGAAAGCAAGCAUAG
Molecule: messenger RNA, 603 nt
Organism: Eucalyptus grandis
Lineage: Eukaryota; Viridiplantae; Streptophyta; Magnoliopsida; Myrtales; Myrtaceae
Exons: 2
Coding region: 1-603 (200 amino acids)
Source: RefSeq, a predicted model, not a curated record